Molecule: messenger RNA, 1893 nt
Organism: Hevea brasiliensis (rubber tree)
Lineage: Eukaryota; Viridiplantae; Streptophyta; Magnoliopsida; Malpighiales; Euphorbiaceae
Exons: 1
Coding region: 86-1819 (577 amino acids)
Source: RefSeq, a predicted model, not a curated record
ACACGGUGUUAAAGUCGCACAGUCUUAGAGGUGGGGAAGGGUGGGUGAACGCAGAGAGAGAGAGAGAGAGAGAGAGAGAGAGAGGAUGGAGCUAGAACAUUUCAGCCACAUUCAUCGUCUGAUUUACAGUGAAAAUCAUGACGAGCGAGUUGCUUGCUGCGGGUGUAAGAAGGAAAUAUCAGGUCCUAACUACAAUUGUGCCAAAUGUAGUUUCUUUCUUCAUAAGAGAUGUGCAGAGCUGCCCAGAGAGAUCAAGCAUCCCUUGCACAGCAAACACCCUCUUGCCCUCUUCAUGGCUUCAACAUAUCCUUCAGGACAAGGCGUGUGUGAUCUUUGCGACAAAUCUUUGGACAACUUGGUCUAUAAUUGUUCUCUGUGCCAAUUCGACCUCGACAUCCAAUGUGCCUUGCAGCCAUGCGUGACUGGUACAUCUGCAGGGAAUCGCGGUCAUCAAUUCAUUCACUUAAUCAGGUCAAUCCGUGUCCCAUUCACUUGCGAUGCAUGUGGUGUGGAAGGGACUCAAUCUCCUUAUUUAUGCACUGUGUGUCAAGUUAUGGUUCAUAAAAAAUGCAUUGAUCUGCCAAAAACUAUCAGAAUAACAGAGCAUGCACAUGUAAUUACCCACUUCUAUUUCCUUCAAGAAAGUAAUGAAUUGGCCCAAAUAUGUGGAAUUUGUCAUGCCCAAGUGGACAUAGACCAUGGGGGUUAUUAUUGUUCAGAUUGUGGAUAUGGUGUUCAUGUGAAUUGCGCCUUACAACAUAACAUAAGGGUUGAAGAUGAAGCUGAUCAAGAUCACAACCUAAAUAUUAACGCCCUCAAAGAUUCAUCCCUAGAGUCACAAGUUGCUAUGGGCGAGGAAGAAGUGGAAACAGAGAACAAACAUUUCAGUCAUGAACAUGGAUUAAGCAUCAUUGAUGAGGUUGGAGGCAACAAACGCUGUGAUGGGUGUAUGUUACCCCUGUCUGCUCCAAUCAACGGUUGUUCACAGUGUGAUAUGUUCCUUCACAAGGAAUGUUCUGAAUUACCUACCAAGAAGAAGCACCCACUUCAUCAACACUCGCUCAAUCUCCUCUCAAAGGCACAAACAGUUGAUGGCUUGUUCAAAUGUGAUGCUUGUGAUCAAUAUUGCCAUGGAUUUUGCUACCACUGUGACAAAUGUGAUUUCUUUAUUGAUGUUCGAUGCUCUGUCAUUACGGAAAACCUUAAACAUCAUGGACAUGAUCACCUCCUCCGCUUAGUCAAAGGCCAAAGAAGCUACGGUUCUUAUUGUAGUGCUUGUUAUUGUGGUAAGUUCACCUAUUUUGACUGCACUAAAUGUGACUUCUCGUUGGACUUUAGAUGUGCUAGUUUGCCAAGUUCGGUUAGUCACAGAUUUGAUGAGAAUCAUCCUCUUACACUGGACUACAAUUUUGUUAGUGGCAAAGACAUAGAGCAUUACUGUGCGAUUUGCGAGUGGAUAAUAGACCCGGGUUCCCAUAUCUUUGAUUGUGUACCCUGGUUCUAUGGGUGCAGGGAAUGCGAUAUUUCAAUUCAUCCUGAAUGUGUUCUUGGAAGGUACCCAUACAUCAAGUUUGGGGGUGCUUACUUGUAUGACAUUCACCCACAUCCGCUUACUUUAGUCCAAAAACCUUUCGUGAAAGUUCAAAGGAAAAAGCACUACCCUCCAUGUGAUUAUUGUGCUGAGCCCUUUUCUGUUGGUGAAAACAUUGGUGACCCCUGCCAGGACUUGGCUCUUCAGUGCAGCCAGUGUCCUUUCGUCAUCCAUAGGAAAAGUCCUUGUUUUACCCAAAAUGUACAAGAGAAAACUGCUAAUGCAUGAUUAUUUCUUCCUUUGUGCAUGAUUAGCUGUAACUUAUUCUUAAUGCCACUGGAUGCCAUAUAUUUAGUGCCCAA